Molecule: messenger RNA, 2128 nt
Organism: Rubroshorea leprosula
Lineage: Eukaryota; Viridiplantae; Streptophyta; Magnoliopsida; Malvales; Dipterocarpaceae
Source: the annotation of a GenBank genome assembly
CUUCUUCUUCUUCUUCUUCUCCUUCCGAAGUUGGAGUCCGAUCGACCGUUCGACGUCAAUGGCUAUCGGCGGCGGUUUUCUACAGUCAAAGUUUGCAGUCAAGGCCAGGAAAGCCAAUAUCUGUUACAUAGCAUUGGUUACAGUUCUAUGUACAACUUUCUAUCUCCUUGGAAUAUGGCAAAACUCCCCCGGCCCUCUUGCCGCCUCCACGUCCUCGUCCGCCGCGAUCCUCAGCCGCAACGCCGUCCCUUGCACUUUCCCAAAAUCAACUACUUACAGCACCAACAUCCAAUUAGAUUUCUCCGCCCACCAUCUUCCAGAAGACCCGCCACCGGUGGCGGCGCGUGAAAUCCACCUCCCUCCCUGUAACGCUUCGUUCUCUGAGUACACCCCAUGUGAGGACGCCCAGAGAUCCCUGAAAUUCAGUAGAGAUAUGCUUGUUUACAGAGAAAGACACUGCCCAGAGCCGAAAGAGAAGUUGAAGUGUCGUAUCCCGGCGCCGCACGGAUAUAAGAUUCCAUUCCGGUGGCCAAAGAGUCGGGUAUUCGCAUGGUUCGCUAACGUUCCGCACAAGCACUUAACGGUGGAAAAGAAGAACCAAAAUUGGGUGAAAGUGGUAGGCAACCAGCUCCAGUUCCCAGGAGGCGGCACCAUGUUCCCGCGUGGCGCUGACGCCUAUAUUGACGAUAUAGGAAAGCUGAUUAAUCUGAAAGACGGCUCUAUAAGGACCGCCAUAGACACCGGCUGCGGGGUUGCAAGCUGGGGUGCUUAUCUUCUGUCCAGGAAUAUCCUAGCGGUGUCAUUUGCUCCUAGAGACACUCAUGAAGCUCAGGUCCAAUUCGCCCUUGAACGAGGAGUGCCUGCAUUGAUUGGUAUUCUAGCAUCAAUCAGGCUUCCUUAUCCUUCCAGGGCCUUUGACAUGGCUCAUUGCUCUCGCUGCCUCAUUCCAUGGGGCCAAUUUGAUGGACUGUACUUGAUCGAAAUUGAUAGAAUUCUUCGUCCUGGGGGUUACUGGAUUCUGUCCGGACCACCAAUAAACUGGGAGAAGCACUGGAAAGGUUGGGAAAGGACACGAGAGGACCUGAAAGCAGAACAAAAUAAGAUUGAGGAGGUAGCUAGAAGCUUAUGUUGGAAAAAAAUUAAGGAGAAAGAUGACCUUGCUAUCUGGAGGAAACCAACCAAUCAUAUCCACUGUAAACAGGCUAAAAAGUUGUUGAAGAAGCCAAGCUUUUGCCCCAUGCAGGAUCCAGACAUGGCAUGGUACACGAAGAUGGAGACUUGUCUAACCCGACUACCUGAAGUGUCUGAUGCUGAAAUAAAGGGAGUUGCAGGUGGGGAAUUAGCAAGAUGGCCAGAGAGAUUGAACGCGAUCCCUCCGAGGAUCAGGAGUGGAAGUCUGGCAGGAAUAACAGCAGAAAAGUUUACAGAAAACACAGAGCUGUGGAGGAAGAGAGUAGCUUAUUACAAGACAAUGGACCAUGCGCUGGCUGAGAGAGGGAGGUACAGGAACUUGCUGGAUAUGAACUCUUAUUUGGGAGGGUUUGCAGCAGCACUUAUUGAUGAUCCUCUGUGGGUCAUGAAUGUCGUUCCUGUUGAGGCCGAGGUCAACACCCUUGGUGCCAUCUAUGAACGUGGAUUGAUUGGAACAUAUCAGAACUGGUGUGAAGCCAUGUCUACUUAUCCAAGGACAUACGAUUUUAUUCACACUGAUUCGAUUUUUAGCCUCUACAAUGACAGAUGUGAGAUGGAAGACAUUCUUCUGGAAAUGGACAGGAUUCUACGGCCCGAAGGUAGUGUGAUUAUCAGAGAUGAUGUGGAUGUGUUGGUGAAGAUCAAGAGCAUUGUAGAUGUAAUGCAAUGGGAUGCAAGAAUUGCAGACCAUGAAAAUGGGCCACUCGAGAGGGAAAAGAUUCUUUUUGCUGUUAAACUUUAUUGGACAGCACCAGCAUCAAACCAAUAAGGAAUCAAAAACAGUUUUUAUGUUUUCUUGUUAUUAUUAUUAUUUUUUUAUUUUUAUUUUUUUGGCUUCACCAUUCUUUCUACGUUUUUUGUGACAAAUAUUUACACAUCAAUGGAACAUACUCCGUAGUUUUAUUUUCUAUUUUCUUGAUAAAAAAAGUGUUUAUAA